UAAAGCUGCACAAACCCUUAUUACACAGAACAAUGAUUUCGUCCGAGACUAAAUAACCGUUAUUCUUGGGUACGUAAACUCAAUCCUCGUGAUGUUGCUGACUGCAACAGUACAUCCCAUUGUUGAAGUUUAUUUGUAAUAUCUGGGAGAAAUAAAACUGUUCAGCAAUAAUUAAAUAUGUGAUCUGCCGUUGUCACGUGCUACCUGCUGCAAUUCAACCUAUUAUAAAACGCAGCACGGUUGAGAAGAUGAAGCAGAAAGGUGGCAAGGGGACACGUCGACAUGGCUUUACAUUUGAAACCUCUCCAUUCCAACCCAGACUUAAUCGAAGACACGAUCAGGCUUGUCAAGGAGGCGUGGCCUGAGUCGUUGGCUGAAAGGUUGAGGUUACUUGAAACGUCCCAUUGUAAGGGUGUACCUUGUUCCCUGGCCUUAGCGGAAUCGCGAGAGGGCGUCGCCGAGGAAGUCUUGGGCCACGUGCGAAUAGUAAGAGUGUCCCCGGAGAGCGAAAACCGUUUUUAUCUGGAGGCAGUAACAAUCAAGAAAUCUCGAAGGAAGGAAGGUUUGGGUAAAAAACUACAUGAGCUGAUCGCUGACUACGCUAAGAAGACCUUUGGGGCUCGAUACAUCCAUGUGUCAGUUUUGACUGAAGACAACGAAAGAUUCUACCGCCGUCUCAACUACAAUCAGUACCCGGUGUACGCACCUCAGAUUGCCCCAAACGUGCUACGAACGUACCGCUACGCCCGGUGGGAUGGAGCUAUUAUCCCAGAGGAAGUGAAAUACCUCUAUGAAGAUGGAGAGUACAGGAAACCAGACGAGCCUGGAAUCCAGUCGAUUCGUCGAUUUGUCAAGGACUUGGACUCAUAAUGUGAACGUUACAAAGCGCCUUCUUCUGUCCCUUACCAAUGAGUGAGAAACUACCACCACUCUGGUUUGUUUCAAUCUGCACAUUGGGCCGGUACCUAGCCCAGGUGGACUCCCUGAUCGUACUACGUUACGGAGGGAGUCCAGCAUAAAGGGUCUAAAAUUGGGGCGGGGGUUAUACCUAAAAUUUUCAACACUUUUCCUUUUUCCAAGAGCCAAUUUCACCGUCUGUAACUCCUAUGCGUCCUUAUCUCUACAGCUGGUUGGAUAACUAAUUCGACACAUCACCACCAAAGACAAAAACGGAAAAAUAAAGUCGGACGUAAAGUUAAUUCUUGCCAUUGUCGUGGGCUGUUUUCAGCCGUUCUCCAAUGCAGUUCAUACAGUGUGUGCGCGCAACUGUCCAAACUCGUCACUGCCAAUCACCAACUGAGUCUGCUCAUUCUUCUUAGUUUGCGAAUAAAAUAAGGAAAGGCCAAUCAACAGCACGACUUAUGCUGUGAUUAAUUACAUUGUACGUACCGCACGUGUGCGCGUCAGCACUGCUCUGCAUACUGUGUUCCCAAUCAGUAUAUACCGUCGCUCUUGCCUGUUCAUUACGAUCAUCACGUCCGCAAUGUAAUCCUCUUUUUUAUUCCUCAAUUAUCAAGAAAAGUU
Messenger RNA from Acanthaster planci (crown-of-thorns starfish), 1524 nucleotides. Its product is annotated as N-alpha-acetyltransferase 80-like. The record is from RefSeq and is a predicted model, not a curated record. NCBI's taxonomy places the organism in Eukaryota, Metazoa, Echinodermata, Asteroidea, Valvatida, Acanthasteridae. Gene Ontology annotation, molecular function: acetyl-CoA binding; N-acetyltransferase activity. Gene Ontology annotation, biological process: protein acetylation. Gene Ontology annotation, cellular component: cytoplasm.